UCAACCAUUUAAAAAGAUUAGCGACUUUCAGAGAGUUGAAAUGCUUCAACAUUUUAUCAUAAGCUUAUUUCUUGCUUUUUAGAAUAUCACAUGAAUAUAUCACAAGAAUACAACUAAAACCUAUACAUAUUAAAGGAUUUCAACAAAGAUGGGAUGCUCUGCUUCACAACCAGAAACUGUUUCAAGAAAACAAAACAAUAUCAAUUCUGAUGAAAAGGUAUCAAAGAUGAGAUGUCCAAGUCCAAAAACUGACACUGAAAAUGUACCAGUUACUGUCGUAAAUAAAAACCAAUCUGUCACAAUGGCAAGUGUGAAGAGGAGUCAUAGCAACUUAAAGGAGACAUAUAAUUACCAGAAAAUAGAUCAACAUGCUAGAGAGGUAUCAAAGAUGAGAUGUCCAAGUCCAAAAACUGACACUGAAAAUGUACCAGUUACUGUCGUAAAUAAAAACCAAUCUGUCACAAUGGCAAGUGUGAAGAGGAGUCAUAGCAACUUAAAGGAGACAUAUAAUUACCAGAAAAUAGAUCAACAUGCUAGAAAGGCUCCAAACAGUGUGAAAAAUUCUGCAGAAGAACUGGUGAAGUAUAUGUCAACUGUCUCCAAGGAUCCUAGAAUGUUGGCAAGAGGAUUUUUUGUCUGGAGUUCCGAAAACAUCAAGUAUGAUGUGGAAGGAUUUUUUGGACGAGCUACAAAAGCGCCAAAUGAUGCUGAGUCGGUAAUGAAAAAUGGCAGAAGUGUGUGUGAGGGUUACGCCAGUGUCUUUGAAUUGUUAUGCAGAAAAGCCGGUAUUCCAGUAAAGAAGAUUUCUGGGUUUUCCAAAGGUUAUGGUUAUUCAGCUGCCAAACCUCUCACUCUUAGCACAAGCACAGACCAUGCUUGGAAUGCAGUCCAGCUUGAGGGCAAGUGGUACCUUUUAGACAGUACCUGGGGAGCUGGCCAUCUUGACAGUGAAACUAAUUCCUUCAAAAAAAAAUUUGAUGAUUUCUACUUCCUAACUGAUCCGAAACAAUUUGUUUCUGCUCAUUUUCCUUACAUGGACAACAACUUGGAGGAAAGUCAGAAAUGGCAACUACUGCCUAAACCACUCAGUCUUGAGGAAUUCAACAAAAAUGUUGAAUACAAACCAGAGGCUUUCAGGCUUGGAGUUCUGGCUAUCAGUCAUCCACAAGCAUAUUUUGAAAUGAAGAAUGAAGUGGAGAUGACAUUCAAAAGUAAAGGAAAAGAGGAGAUUACUAUUACGGCAAGACUAAUGUUGAAGGAAGGAAACUGGCUGAAAGAACAACGAAACACAACAUUCGAAUAUCUGGAAAAGGGAGCUAACAAGUUAUUGGUACAUCCCAAAAGCCCUGGAACUUAUCAGCUGACUAUAUUUGGUAAACUUGUUUCUGAUGACAAUAAUGAAAAAAUUCCAGAAAUUAUGGAAUACAUUAUCAAAUGUACUGAAGUCAAGGAUAAGGACCAUGAAUAUCCAGUGGCAUUUGGAGCAGCUAGCACUGAAAGAUGCAUUCUACAUGAGCCUCUGAGGGGAAACCUGCCUGCAAACACUCAAGUCCAGUUCAGAGUGUCUGCUCCCCACCUGCAACAUGUAAUGGUUGAACAUACAUACCUGGAGAAAUCUGGAACCAUGUUUACAGGGAAUGUAACCACGCAUGCUCCAGGAUAUCAAGUUUCCAUGUAUGGUACAAGGGGAGAAAAACAUGGCAGACUGGAUGGAUUAUACAAAUUUCACACAGUUUGACUUUAACUAUAUCAAUUUUAACAUCAUUAUUUAGAGACUUACCCUAAGCCUUCUUUACGCAAGGGAAACAAUCUAAUUAUAUAGUGAAAUUGUUGAGUGAACACCGUUUCUUAAUCCUAAUCCUGCCCAUGUUAUAUCAGUGCAAAGGAAAAGUAACCUAUCUAUGAUAAAUGCCAUGUAUGAUUACACAGUUAUGCAUCUGACAGUCUCGAAAUUGAUUUCUUCGAUUUUCUCAUAUUUCUAGAUAUUUUUCCCAUACUUUGACGCAUAUGUAUGGGUAGUUCAGAUUGUUCUCUUUCCAGUAGCAGCCUUUUCAACAUAUUUCACCUUGUGAAAUUCUGUGGGUUUUGACUUUUUUAGAAAAAUUGUCUGUUUGUUUACAAAUUUCACCACAAAAUAUGUCCUACUUUCCCCAGGGCAAUCAAUUAUUUGAUCUUUACAUAGUUUUGUAUUCAGGUUGCUAAUCCAUGUGGCAAGUAUGCAUGCUUUUUUCAUGAUUAGAGGUAAAAAAGUGGGUAGUUUGCAUGAGGUACUAGGUCAACUGUCACCUAAGCCUAUCAUAAAGUCUUUGCGGAGUUGUCUCCAUUUUUUCCAAAUAUUUCACCCGGGAUCAUUUUUUUCAGCUCAAAUAACUCUUUUUCAGUAAAUGAUAUUUUAAUAAUUUUUUCAGUCCUUGUAUUCUGAUGCAGUUAACUUCACAUACAUUUAAUAUAGAUAGCUCCUACUUAAAGUUUGUAUUUUCAGUUACAAUGCCUACAUUAUUAACAUCAUUAUACUCUUUAACAGACUAUUUCAAUUUUGUCAUAAGCAGAAUCCAAAUUAACUUAAGCAUCAGCAAAUAUCCUAAUGUGUGAUAUCUGUUCAAAUAUUGACAAAACACAACCUGAUUUUAGCCUAUUAUAUUCCAAUAACUUUCCAAUAACUGUGGUUGUACCUUUAUGAUAAUCAAUCAAGUGUUGCUUGAUAAGUAUUGUAUGGAAACAUAAAAGUAAGAUCACUCUCACUUGUUUCAUCUUUUUUCUUAUUACGAUAUUGGCGGUAAUUGUUAAAAUCAAAAUCAAAUUAUUUAGUUUCUACUAAAUAUAUACUUUUACAGCAUCAGUUUGUUCCUCAUAAUCAAAACUGUAGAUAAACACAUACAAAUGUAUGUGAUAUCACUUAUGUGCUCAUUAUAUGUAUAUUGUUUCUUAUUCUCAAAUACAUAUUAAAAAGGA
Molecule: messenger RNA, 2952 nt
Organism: Mercenaria mercenaria
Lineage: Eukaryota; Metazoa; Mollusca; Bivalvia; Venerida; Veneridae
Product: kyphoscoliosis peptidase-like
Exons: 6
Coding region: 149-1738 (529 amino acids)
Source: RefSeq, a predicted model, not a curated record